Molecule: messenger RNA, 732 nt
Organism: Penicillium subrubescens
Lineage: Eukaryota; Fungi; Ascomycota; Eurotiomycetes; Eurotiales; Aspergillaceae
Exons: 2
Coding region: 1-732 (243 amino acids)
Biological process (GO): polysaccharide catabolic process
Molecular function (GO): cellulase activity
Source: RefSeq, a predicted model, not a curated record
AUGCGACUUUUCCAAUCAGGCCCGGCGUGGCUCCUCGUCCCCUUCGCUUGUGCAGCGUAUGCAUUGUCUAAGAGGGAAUCAUGCGGUCAAUGGGAUACAAUUCCUGCAGCACCGUAUACCAUUUACCAAAACCUCUGGGGUGCAAAAGACGCCACAUCUGGAUGGCAGUGCUCUGGCUUAGACUACCAGUCCGGAGACCUCGUGUCGUGGAACACUGUGUGGGACUGGCAGGGAGGUCCAGGCCAGGUCAAGUCUUACGCCAAUAUUGAGUUGAAAUUCAACGCAAGACAGUUGAGUUCAGUUUCAAGUAUGCCCACAACUUGGCGAUGGAGUUAUACUGGCUCAAAUAUCGUCGCCGACGUGUCAUAUGAUAUUUUCACCAGUAACUCUCCUGACGGUUCUUUGGCAUAUGAGAUCAUGAUUUGGCUUGCUGCGCUCGGUGGGGCAGGUCCAAUCAGCAGCACGGGCAAGCCUGUUGCCACAGUCGAGAUUGCUGGUACAACCUGGGACCUCUUCAAAGGGCCAAAUUCCUCUUGGACCGUCUUCAGUUUCGUUGCCCGGACCGAGCAGACUUCCUUCAACGCUGACCUUCUUGACUUCUUCGAAUACUUGAUCCACUACCAGGGGAUGCCUGCUGCACAGUAUAUGAGCGGCAUCGCUGCUGGUACUGAGCCAUUCUCUGGGUCCAAUGCUCAGUUGACGACCUCAGAAUACGUUCUCAGCAUCCACUGA